AGUGUUGGUGUUGUGUGGGAAAUGGCAUUCAAUGGUGUGAAACUGCGGGUGGAGCGGCUGCGUUCCCACCUGCAGCGCCACAGCACCACAACCCAAGAGGUUGUCGAGACCCCAGUUACAGUUGACAGAAUGUUGUGGAUUGAUUUGAUCCUGCGCUCUGUGCGGCUGGUCUUUGAGGCUGUCUCACGUCUCAUCUUUGGGAUUAUGUACCAUGGCGACCCUCACACUACACUACCACCGAUCACUAAUCUCAUACUCCUGGAGUCUGCAACUGCACUAGCGACUAAAAUUAGGACAAAAAAAUUGACAAGUGAAGAAGUGGUGAAGUCCUUUAUAGCACGCAUCAAAGAGAUCAACCCCAUACUCAACUGUGUUGUCGACAACCGCUUCGAUGAGGCAUUAGGAGAUGCCAGAGCUGCCGACAAACUCAUUCGAUCCAACACAGUGGAUGAAAAGACUUUGGCUGAAACUAAACCUUUCCUGGGUGUUCCAUUCACCACUAAAGAUUGCUUUGCUGUAAAAGGUCUGCAUCAAACAGCAGGCUUGUGGAUACGAAGAAAUAUGGUUGCUGAAGAUGACGCUGAUGUUGUACGAGUAAUGAGGGAGGCUGGUGCCAUUCCUCUGUGUGUCACCAAUGUGUCUGAGCUGUGUAUGUGGUGGGAAAGUGCUAACACGGUAUAUGGGCGGACAAACAAUCCAUAUUGCACUUGUAGAAUUGUUGGAGGAUCAUCAGGAGGUGAAGCAUGUCUUCAGUCUGCUUGUGGAGCUCCAAUUGGUAUUGGGUCUGACAUUGGAGGUUCCAUACGGAUGCCAUCCUUUUUCAACGGAAUAUUUGGUCACAAACCUACAUAUGGAAUAGUGAGUAACGUUGGACAGGAGCCAGUAGCUACGGGUGAGGCGAUGGACUUCCUGGUGACUGGGCCUAUGUGUAAAUAUGCCCAGGAUCUGACUCCAAUGCUCAAGAUCCUUGCUGCCAGUAAUUCUCACAUGCUUAAAUUGGAUGAGAAGGUGGAUGUACGAAACCUUCGAUACUUUUACAUUGAAGAUGAUGGUGGGUCUCCUCUGAUAACACCAGUUCAUUCAGAGCUCCGAGCUACACAGAGGAGAAUUGUUGUACACCUUGAGAAGGCAUAUGGUAUUAAAGCUAAAAAGAUCUCACUGAAGAAAUUGAAGUCAGCUUUACCUAUUUAUUUUGCCAAACUUGGGAGUGUAGAAGAAGCCCAUACAUUUUGUCAAGAGUUGGCACUGAAGAAGGGAGAGGUCAACAUUUGGUUCGAGUCUGUUAAGUGGUGUUUUAGACUGUCUAAGCACACACUGCCAGGCCUGCUACUGGGAGUAUUUGAGAAGUUCAACAAUUAUAGUAAACGUUUAGAAAACUUCCCCAAGCUCCUCACCAUGUGUGCUGAUCUCAGGAGUGAGCUCAAGGAACUUCUUGGUGAAGAUGGAGUGUUGUUAUUCCCAAGUCAUCCAACCACAGCACCAUACCACGGUCAGCCACUCUUCAGGGCCUUUAACUUCAUAUACACAGCCAUCAUCAAUGUGCUACUCUUUCCAUCAACACAGUGCCCUCUUGGUUUGGGGUCAAAUGGCUUACCUCUUGGUAUUCAGGUUGUGGCAAAUCACUACCAUGACCACUUGACUUUGGCUGUUGCUGGAGAAUUGGAGAAAGCCUUUGGUGGAUGGGUUUGCCCAUCUGAAGUACCAUAACCUCUCUGGAAGAUUUCCACAAUAAGAUUGCAACAAUGGUCUGCCAGUGUGCAACCCUAUGGUAUUAGGGACACUGGGGUAUUAAACAGCUUUGAACUUACAUAUUGAUGAUUAUAAUAUAGCUGGUUUUACAUGUUAUGAAGUUGAAGAACUAGAUGUCCUCACUGCCAUGUCUCAUUAAAACUUUGCAAAUAGUUAUUAAAGGUAUGCAGAAAAUUGAAUGUUUGUCUGAGUAAUUGCUUAAUGUAUUUCUAUCUUUUUUAGUUUUUCUAAUUAAAGUUUUGUGUUGUCAGGUCUACAACUUCAGUUGGAUUUGUUUUACAGAUUCACCCUUUCAUAUCUAGCAACCUAGUGACCAGGGUCAUAUGAGUUGAUUGAAAUUCUCUUGAAAUAGACGUUUAAUAAUUAAUUAAUGGUACAUUAGAUUAACUACACUUAGCCUAAUAUCCUAUAAUGUUAUGAAUUUCUUUGUUCACAAUUAUGACACACAUCAUAGUGAAUAGACAGUAUAUAAUAAAUAAACAAGUAAUGUGACAAUAAUAUUUAAUAAAUGUUUAGUUAAUGAAAUAACCAAUGAAAAAAUAAAGUUGAAUCUUAGAUUACAUCAGGGUUAUGUUCCUGGGAUCUCCACAUAAGAUGUGAAUUACACGAAAGCGCUUGGGAA
Molecule: messenger RNA, 2371 nt
Organism: Homarus americanus (American lobster)
Lineage: Eukaryota; Metazoa; Arthropoda; Malacostraca; Decapoda; Nephropidae
Product: fatty-acid amide hydrolase 2-like
Source: RefSeq, a predicted model, not a curated record